CCCACAGAGCCUUCCUGUGGCCGAUAUUCUACAAUCCUAAUUCCCCUACACGCUUUUUCCUCAGGCCAAUCGUCACCAUGGCCAAAAGCCAGGCGUUGCAGACGAACAUGGACGUCGAGUACGUCCUGAUAUACCGCUUCGCGAAGACAGACAAGGCGACUGCCAUUGCGAAAUUUGAGCAGCUUGUGCAGGCUCUUGCGUCCGUUGGACUGGCCACUGAGGUCAGAAACGGAGAAAAGCACUCACUCUUGCUCUUCGUCCGGGUUGCUUCCGAGGAGCACUUGUUUGGAGAGGUUUACAGAUCAAGAGUCCGAGACUGGGUACAUGGCGUACGAGCUGCUGCGCCUCCCAAGGAAACCCGCGAAGCUCUCGAGAACGAACCCCUAUACGAAGCUGAACGUCUUCGAAUCAUUUACCAACUCAUCACAAACCCUGUCUCGGAAGGAGGCGCAGGCAUCACGCCAAAGGAGGACGGCUGGAAGGAAGUAGAGUCCAUAUUCGCUCUUCAUGACCAUGAGUACAAUAAGGACUGGAUCAAGAAGUGGAGCACCUCGUACUUCCUGACGACGGAAGACUUGGACGACAUUAGAAACCGUCUUGGAGAGAAGAUUGCUUUCUACUUCGCGUUCACUCAGUCCUACUUUACCUUCCUCGUCUUUCCAGCUGUCUUUGGAUUCUCGGCUUGGCUGCUACUCGGUCACUUUUCCGCCUUCUAUGCCAUUGUCAACGCCGUAUGGUGCUGCGUCUUCACUGAAUACUGGAAACAUCAGGAAGUUGAUCUAAGUGUGCGAUGGGGUGUUCGGGGCGUCUCUCGCAUUGAGGUUAAGAGACAAGAAUUCGCGCACGAGAAGGAGAUCACCGAUCCAGUCACUGGCGAAACCGUGCAGAUGUUUCCAGCUACGAAGAGACUGCAGCGGCAGCUUCUGCAACUGCCUUUUGCGUUGGCAGCUGCAGCAAUUCUCGGGAGUCUUAUCGCCACUUGCUUCGGAAUUGAGGUCUUCAUUUCAGAAGUCUACGAUGGACCUCUCAAAAGCCUCUUGGUAUUCCUACCGACGGGGAUCUUGACCAUUUUUAUGCCAAUCCUCCAAGGCAUCCUUACCACAUUCGCUACCCGCCUGACGGAGUUCGAGAAUUACGAAACCCAUGCUGCGUACGAGGUAGCGCUGACGCAGAAGAUCUUUGUGUUGAACUUCAUCACCUCUUAUCUCCCUAUCCUUCUGACAGCGUUUGUUUACGUUCCGUUCGGCACAAUCAUUGUGCCAUACCUGGAUGUCUUCAGCCUGGCAGUGAAACCGUUUGCCGAGAACGAAAAGCAACUCGAGACGCCUGCUGCAUUUGCCAUCAACCCCUCAAGACUUCGAAAGCAGGUCAUCUACUUCACAGUGACUGCCCAGAUCGUCAAUCUAGGUAUGGAGGUCAUCGUACCAUAUCUCAAGCGCCAGGGUUUCUCCAAGUACAAGAAGAUGCAAAGUGAGAGGGCUGCCAAGAACGGUGGGACUGCCCCUGAUCCAUCUCUGAAUGACACGCCUGAGGAAGCUGCAUUUUUGUCUCGUGUACGCAACGAAGCAGAGCUGGGCGUUUACGAUGUCACAACAGACCUUAGAGAAAUGGUUCUCCAAUUUGGCUAUCUAUCCCUCUUCAGCGUUGUUUGGCCCUUGACCGCCGUCUCAUUCAUCAUCAACGACUGGAUGGAGCUCCGCGCAGACGCUAUCAAAAUUUGCAUCGAAAUGCAGCGCCCCAUCCCCUUCCGCGCCGACACAAUUGGUCCCUGGCUCGAUAGCCUCAGCUUCCUGACCUGGUUCGGCAGCAUCACGACCUCAGCCCUCGUCUAUCUCUUCAGCAACGACGGUCUCGGCCCGGACGGCUCCCCGUCUUCCAUCAAAGCCUGGGCCCUCCUCCUCUCCAUAUUCCUCUCUGAGCAUGCGUUCCUCGUCCUCCGCUGGGGCGUGCGUGUCGCUAUCUCCAAGCUCGACUCCCCGGGACGCCAGAAGGAACGCCGCGAGCGCUUCAUGGUGCGCAAGCGCUACUUUGAGGAGAACCUGAGUGAGAUGAGCAAGCUCCCCAAGAUGGCGGAGGCGGGCGGUAACAUCGAUCGUGAGAGCUUGGAGGAGGAUGCGAGGAGGUCUAGCUUGAAGACUGCCACGCCUGAAGAUAGAUUUUGGCUGAGGCAGCGAGGCUGGAAGGAGACGACGCAGGUCGGGAAGGGGUAUAUUGAGAAAGCAGUAGUAGAUGAUGCUGCUUCGGAGACGAAGAAGGAGUUAUAAGGGGGCGGGUUGGAUUGAGGGCGCAACUCGAACAUGAGGGUAUGAGGACAUGAGUUACGAAGCGUCGGAUAGGCUUGGGGUACGUCGAGGGCGUUCCUAUUCCGUCGGUACUUUGGUAGUCC
Messenger RNA from Mytilinidion resinicola, 2386 nucleotides. Its product is annotated as DUF590-domain-containing protein. Gene Ontology annotation, biological process: chloride transmembrane transport. The record is from RefSeq and is a predicted model, not a curated record. Gene Ontology annotation, cellular component: cortical endoplasmic reticulum. Gene Ontology annotation, molecular function: chloride channel activity. The transcript is spliced from 5 exons. Bases 78 to 2264 code for a protein of 728 amino acids. NCBI's taxonomy places the organism in Eukaryota, Fungi, Ascomycota, Dothideomycetes, Mytilinidiales, Mytilinidiaceae.